Molecule: messenger RNA, 1467 nt
Organism: Cryptomeria japonica (Japanese cedar)
Lineage: Eukaryota; Viridiplantae; Streptophyta; Pinopsida; Cupressales; Cupressaceae
Product: pentatricopeptide repeat-containing protein At3g53360, mitochondrial-like
Exons: 7
Coding region: 1-1467 (488 amino acids)
Biological process (GO): RNA modification
Molecular function (GO): zinc ion binding; protein binding; RNA binding
Source: RefSeq, a predicted model, not a curated record
AUGGGGGAGGGUUGGAUUGCGGAGAGGUUGGACCGAUUUCUGGUUUCCAAUUUUUCAGUCGGUGGAGGGUGGUCCACUAGCUCUGAGAUUCUUGAUUGGAGAGGGUCAGACCAUUGGCCUAUCAAGCUGGUUUCUUCUUCUGCCCGGAGUGCUCACUCUCCUUCUUUCAAAUCCCAACUUAUGUGGCUUCGAAAUCCUGCUCUUGUUGAGCAGUGGUUGAGGAAGGGGAGGGGUUUUGAGAACAUUUUUCAUGCUAUGAAAGCAGCCCAAAUAGAGUUAAAUGGCAUCACCAGGGAAAUCAGAGAGCAUAGUUUGUCUGAAGCUUUUCUUAGGGAGGAGGAGAGGGUUGUGAGGGUCUUAGAGGAAUGGGAGCUUAGGGAAGAAAUUUAUUGGAAACAGAGAGCCAGUAUUGAUUGGCUUCAAGCGGGCGAUAAGAACACGACUUUCUUUUUCAACUCAGUGAAAGAAAGAUGUCAUGGAAACUCCAUUCCUGCUCUGGUCAAUGAUAGAGGUGAGAAUGCGCCUUCACAAGGAAGGAAAGUGCAGUCUUUCGUUGCUCACAGGAAAUUUGCAUUUUCUACUCACACAAUUAUUCAUAAUAAGCUUAUUUUCAUGUAUGUCAAGUGCGGAAGUUUGGUUGAUGCCCGUAAUGUAUUUGAGCAUAUCAAAAACCCAGAUAUAUUCUCAUGGAAUACAAUUAUUACAGCGUACAGACGAUAUGGGUAUCCUCAGCAGGCAGUUACUCUGUUUCACCGUAUGUGGAAAACAGGUCUCCAACCCGAUAGGUUUACAUUUUCCAGCAUACUCGCUGCUUGUGCGAAACUGGGAGCUUUAAGACAGGGUGUAAAGACAGAUUUGACAACCUUUGUCAGGGUCGUCCAUGCAUGCCUGCUCCGAAAUGGAAGCUUUGGAACAGCGUAUAAAAAUCCAUCGAAUUAUGAAGGACAGAGGGAUUUUGUUAGAUAUCGUAGUUGCAUACUUACUUUAUUUCCCUGCAAAUUGACAUUAGAAGAGCGUCUUCCACACUGUGCUUUCCUUACAAAUCGAUCCAUUGUGCAGGUUGAGGGCUAUCAAGCGAAACUGGUUUUUGAUUUGGAUCCUCAAAAUGAUGCAACUUAUGUUAUUCUCUCAAACAUCUAUGCCGAAGUGGGCGUGUGGGUUGAGGUUCAAAUGGUAAGGAGACAGAUCAAAUCCACAGACACAGAAGAUUUUUGCAUUGUCAGAGAAACUGGCUUGGGAAAUGAAGGCGGCAGGAGGAGCAGAACGAAUUAUUUCUGUCACCAUGGUGAAAAGUUGGCAACUGCAUUUGAUUUGUUUCACACGCCCCUUGGAACAACUAUUGAAGUUGAUAAGAACAAUCAGGUACAUGAUGAUUGCCAUAAUGAAACAAAAUUUAUCUUGAACAUUGUUACAAGAGAAAUUGUUGUGAGAAAUGCAGACGAUUUUUGUGGUUCUAAACAGAGAUAA